AUUAAAUAUAUCAUUUCUUUUGCAAAAUAACACCAAUUUUUUGGCAACUUUUAAAUCGGCCGGAAAACUGAAAAAACUCGUUUUCGAUCCUUUAAUUGCAUAAUAAUUAUUACAACAAGCCACUACACAUUUCAUUUUAAAAAAUUAAUAUAUUUAUGCUUAGAAAUUUAAAUAAAUACAACAGUACACUUACACUGGUUUUCUUCAUUUGAACAAUUUCCACACAUGCUACUCUAUUUAUUGUGGAUGUGCCUGAAACUAAUUAUAUACAUAUUUUCUCGCAACAAUAUUCUAAACAUUCCACUGAAAUUUUUCCUGUAAAUACGAAUGAAUUAAUAUUAUUUUGGGAAUUUCAAAAAGUGUUUACUUUUCUGUUUGCAAUUUGUAUGCAUUUCUAUGCUUGUUCGUCUCAACGCAUAAGUGUGACGUCACGAAAUUGUUGCACAAUGUAUUUGUUUUUCCUAGUCAGCUAGAAGAAUUAAUGAGUUGGUUGUGUAAAGUGCCCACAAUAACAACAUAUCGCGUAAAUUCGCUCCGAACCACUGUGCCAGCAUUCAAACAGAAAUUACAAGAAAUAUUACAUGAAAGAUAUACACAGCCACCCAAAGUGUAUGAAAUACCCAGUAUUCCAGAGGUACUUUGCAUUUUACCAACAUCAUUUGGCGUUGAUAUGAAGCAGAAACAGUCAGACUUACAACGUGAGGUUGUAGUCGACAGCUGCUGUGGUGCGGCUUUACUACGCGGCGCUCAUAUCUAUGCACCCGGCGUGCUUGCAAUGGAGGCAGGUACAAAAUUAAAUGAGGAGGUUUUAGUUUACGCCGAUUUGGCGGGUAAAUGUAAACAAGGUACAAAUAUUCGAUAUGAUUCGCUCGAUAAAAUUUUUUUGGGCGUGGGUGUCGUACGAAUGCAACGUCAUCAGAUUUUUGGACCUACAAUAAGUAGUACUUCUGAGUCUUUGAAAGGAGUUGCAGUAGAAAUGAUUGAAACUAUUUCCGGCGUACCUACCAUUGGUGAUCUGAGCUGCAAAGAAGCGCUUCUGCAAAACCUGCCGUCUAUUGUAUGCGUAAGGGUACUGAAUCCUCAACCAGGCGAACGUGUAUUAGAUAUGUGUGCGGCGCCCGGAAAUAAAACUACUCAUAUAGCAGAGUUAAUGGGUGAUAAAGGUGAAGUAAUAGCGCUCGAUAAGGUAGCCAAUAAAAUCUCUGGCAUGUUGGCAAAAAUAACGAAUUCAGCUUUGAAAAGCAUACGCGCCUAUAAUUUUGACGCCACGAAAGCUUUUAGCGCAGCUAAGGAAGCAAAAGACAAUGAAUGCUUGGGCAUGCCACCUUUUGCCGCCAAUACGUUUGAUAAAAUCUUACUUGAUGCACCUUGUAGCGCUUUGGGCAAUAGACCGUUGCUCGUGGGUCCGCCGAAUAUGUCCCAACGUAUGCUCCAAUCGUACCCAAAAGUUCAGCGAAAAUUAUUUUCCGCAGCAGUGCCAUUGCUAAAGCCAAACGGUAUUUUGGUUUAUAGUACUUGCACAGUGACUGAAGAAGAAAAUGAAAGCGUGGUUGCUUGGGUACUAGAGAAAUUUCCACAGAUGAGGCUGGUCCCUGCAACUCCCCAUCUUGGCGGCAUUGGUCUUGAACAAACAGCUCUUAGCAAUGUUGAGAGGCAAUACGUCCAACGGUUUGGUCAACAACCAAAAGAAUUCGAAGGAGUUCCCAUUGACACCGUCGGAUUUUUUAUAGCAAAGUUUAUAAAGGAAUAUUAAAUGUCAUGUGCCUGGAGACUGUAAUUUCUGUUUUAAAGACUAUGUCUGUAUCAUAUGUAACCUAUGCAUUUCUUUCACUUUAAGUAAAUAUUAAAAUCAUGCAGUACUUGCUCAAAA
Messenger RNA from Bactrocera neohumeralis, 1870 nucleotides. Its product is annotated as tRNA (cytosine(72)-C(5))-methyltransferase NSUN6. Gene Ontology annotation, molecular function: RNA binding; methyltransferase activity. NCBI's taxonomy places the organism in Eukaryota, Metazoa, Arthropoda, Insecta, Diptera, Tephritidae. The transcript has 3 exons. Bases 482 to 1753 code for a protein of 423 amino acids. The record is from RefSeq and is a predicted model, not a curated record. Gene Ontology annotation, biological process: RNA methylation.